Molecule: messenger RNA, 1410 nt
Organism: Endocarpon pusillum Z07020
Lineage: Eukaryota; Fungi; Ascomycota; Eurotiomycetes; Verrucariales; Verrucariaceae
Exons: 2
Coding region: 1-1410 (469 amino acids)
Biological process (GO): proteolysis
Molecular function (GO): aspartic-type endopeptidase activity
Source: RefSeq, a predicted model, not a curated record
AUGCUGCUCGUGGUCCUGACUCUGGUUGGUCUGGCGGUUAGUGGUUGUUUCGGCAUCAUCGGACUUGACAUUCGAAGGAGCGACUCGGUCGACUUCAUACAAUCUGACAGGCACCGUCUCGGCGAACGUCAAGUCUCACAGACGCUUGACAACCAGCGCAAUCUUUACUUCGCCAAUGUCACACUCGGAACGCCUCCCCAGGGCCUCAGAAUGCACCUUGACACCGGCAGCAGUGAUUUCUGGUGCAACUCGCCACAGUCCAGCCUCUGUAUGGCAAGGUCUAACAGAUGCAACGUGUCUGGCACCUAUGACUCAACAGCAUCUUCCUCUUACAAGUUUGUCAACAACAAAUUCAAUAUCAGCUAUGUGGACGGUAGCGCAGCGCUGGGCGACUACGUGACCGAUACCAUCAGUAUUGGUGGUCAGAGCAUCAGCGAUUUCCAAUUUGGCGUAGGUACGAGGUCCAGUUCGACAGAAGGUGUGCUCGGGAUAGGAUACGCUAUCAAUGAAGUUCAGGUUAGACGCGGCCAUGGAAGUCCUUACCACAAUCUACCACAGCGUAUGGUCGACGAGGGUUUCAUCAAAUCCAACGCAUACAGCUUGUGGCUGAAUGAUCUCGGCGCAAACACGGGGCAAAUUCUUUUUGGUGGAGUCAACACGGACAAGUACCACGGCUCUCUGCAAACUGUUCCGAUCUUGACACUUGCUGGCCAAUAUUCCGCAUUCCUUAUCAGCCUAGAUAGCAUCUCUGUGGACGGUGUCAACGUUGCGCCGUCGGUCUUCCCAGCGCAGGUGCUGCUGGACUCAGGAUCGACCUUGAUGUACCUCCCGGACAAUAUUGUUGAGUCAAUAUACAAUCAGGUUCAUGCGGCCACCGAUUCGAGGGCAGGCUCUGUUAUCGCCUAUGUUCCAUGCGCGCUCGCUAAUGAAGAGAAGACGAUCGACUUCACAUUCAGUGGGAUCAGAAUCUCCGUCCCGUUCAACGAGGUCGUACUGCCAUCCAAGUGGCCUAAUGGAGCAGAUCUACACUUUAACGAUGGCACAGUAGCUUGUAUCUUUGGGGUUGCGCCCAGUGGAGGAAGUUACUCAGUCCUAGGCGAUACCUUCUUGCGAUCUGCCUACGUCGUGUACGAUCUGGACAACAACCAAAUCUCGCUGGCUCAAACGAACUUCAAUUCCACGACUGAUAAUAUCAAGGAGAUAGAGGUGGGGCCUACCGGUGUUCCAGAUGCAACCUUGGUCUCACACUCUGAUGCCAUUGCGAAAGGUAUCGGGUCUGAAGAUACAAAGCUGGCGGUAGUCGCAACCCCCACAGACACAAUGGUUUCUGGAGCUUCGACCGGAGCGGCAAUGCCUGCAGGCCUUUGCUUGAUCGGAUUCAUGCUGAUGGGAAUGGGCUUCUUGGCCUAA